UUGGCGAAGGUUUGAGGAAAAUCCAUCGAAAAUAUUAAAAGUUAAUAGAAUUUUAUCUUUUUUAUACGAUAGUUGACAGAAAUAAAAAAAAUUACAUUUAAAAAAAAAGGCAAAAAGGUCGAAUAGACAUCUUUACAAUAGGGCGGGGGGAGGGAUCAGCUGUUAAAAAUACUUUUUUGUUGUUGUUACUUCUUCAAUUCCUUUUUGAGGGGGUAUUCCUCACAAAAGUCUGAAGAUGUCAGUAUAAUACAUCUUAUAUUGGCAUAGGCCUACAGAUGAGGGCGCUGCCCCCCCCCCCCCCUAAAAAAAAAGAAGAAUUAAAUCAUGACCAAGGGGAAAAAGAGAAAAUGAAAGAGCGGAGGAAGAAGGAGAAGGGUGAAAUUUAUUAUUUUCUGAAUAUUAUGUCAAAACCUAUCACAAAUUUGGAUGUUUGUAAUAAAAAAAUGUCGAAUUUUUUGCUCGCUCGGUUCGCAAGCUCCCAACUUUUUUUUAAAUAAAUUUUGCCUGAUACCGUGAUACGCCAUAUCUUUCCCCUUCAAAAUUUUUGGCCCAUAACGCCACUGCUUACUAAUAAGAUAAAGUGAAUAUUGCGAGCUAAAUUUUUUGAUAUUUCAUGUAUUGACAUGAAAAUUGAAUAUCCUGUGCAGUCUUUGAAGGGCAUGGACGCGAUGCUUUAUCUAACUAUAUUACACACUUAUUUGAAUAAACUAAUGACAGUUUGCUGUGAGUCAUGAAUAUGAUACAUAUCUCAUCAAUCAAAUAAUAUGCGAGAGCGAUCUUUGAUCAGUAAAUUAUUGUUUCUUCGACCUCAAACAGGCAUUUUAGCACUCUAAAUAAACAAGAUGAUGCGAAGCGCCCCGCGAAGCGCGAGUUGUGGCGAGUUGAUUUUUUUUUCCGACUGGAAAACUGGAUAUAAUUAUUUUAUUUAACCAUGAAUAUGAUGAGUAUCUGACUUAAUAAUAAAUGAUGAGAACGCUGAGCGCGGGCUGUUUUUUUUACUUGAAAAAUUGACAUACUAAGCACUUCUUGAAUAGGAUGGGUAUCUGACUAAUCAAAUAAUAUUAUUGAUGCAAGCGCGGAGCUCGAGCUGACUUAAUUAUUGAUGCGAGCUAAAGAUUUUUGAUUUUCCGACUGGAAAAUUUGAUAAUUAUAGCACUUUUGGUAAUCAUGAUGAUUAAUCUUUAAAAAAAUCACACCUAAAUUAGUUUUGUUGGUCAACAUGCAUGCGUUAUUUCGUAUCUCAAUCAUAUCAAGCUGAGUUUACUGUCAAAAUAUGCUUGAGCUCCCGUCCAUUUUAUUCUCAACAAAAACAAAGGAACACAAAAAGCUAUAAAACAUAAUAAUUAAAAUAACAAUAUUAAUGACAAUAAUAAAAUUACAUUCCUCUUCCUCCUUCCCAUGGCUCCCCCUCUGUUCCUGCCCCCUCCCCCCUUCUCUCUAUUUUUUUUUAUUUCUUUCUUUCCUUCUCCUCUCAAUCUUACUAUUCCCCCCCCCCCUCUCUCUCUCUCUCUCUCUCUCUAUGUACACACUUGAUCAUUACUUUAGAUUUCCGGGUGGUUUCAGCGAAUGUCAACUUGUCAAGGUGACUGGAUAAUGGAAAAUGUCACGUUCAAAAAUGAUAUUUGCAUAUGCGCCUGACAAAUCUUUGAUGAAACACACUCCUUGAUAAGAACAGUAUCAACUCGGAGGGAUUGGUUCGAUCGAGUUCUGCAAUUGGAGGCGGGUUGGCGGGAGUCUUUCUGAUUUCGAUAUUCAUUAUUGACCUUGAUACAUUGUAUGGAUAUUUCUUUUAGCGGCAUGGAUUCGUUAUUUUCCACUGUUCUCGUGGUCGCUUUGAUCAUCGCGACAGCCGACAUCAUUAAGCCCGUUGCUUCGAGCAAUGACAACGGUGAAGAAAAUCAAUCACUUCUGCUUCUGGUGGUAUUCGACGGUUUCCGCUACGACUACCUGGAAAAGACGUCAACGCCCAACUUCGAUCGCCUUGUCAGUAUGGGCGCCAAGCCAGGAGGCUUGACUCCUGCAUUCGCCACGAAAACAUUUCCUGGCCAUCACACCAUCGCUACCGGUCUCUACCAAGAGAACCAUGGGAUAAUAGGAAACGAAAUGUACGACCCCGAGUUCAAUUCGACAUUCGGCCAAGCCAACAACGAGCCUCGAUGGUGGAACUACGGUGGAGAACCGAUCUGGGUGACCAACCAGCUCAACGGUGGUCGUACCGUGUCCGUCUUCUGGCCUGGUGAUCGUGUUAACAUCUCCGGCAUGACUGCGACUUAUCACCAACCAGCCUACGAUGGCUCCUUCCCUUUCAAUGAUCGUAUUGAUCUAGUGGUUGGACUCAUGUCCAAUGGAAGCGCGAAUCUAGGGAUCCUGUACUUCCAUGAACCGGAUAGCACAGGACAUCUUCAAGGUCCAGAAUCAGAAGCCACUGCUGACAGUAUAGCUCUGUGUGACGAAACCCUUGGCUAUCUCCUGGAUAAGCUCAGUGAAGCCAAUCUGCUCGAUGACGUCAACAUUAUACUGACAAGUGACCACGGCAUGGCGUCUGUAUCUUCUAACCAGACCGUGUUCCUUGAUGAUUACAUUGACAGGAGCCUUUAUUUCUAUACCAACAACGAUCCAGUGUUCGGUUUAUGGCCUUAUGAAGAGGGAAACACUGAUGCCUUGUACAACGCUUUAAAAGAUGCUCAUCCAAGUAUGAACGUUUACCUGAAAGCGGAGAUUCCUGAAGAAUACCAUUAUCGAGACAAUCGACGUACUAGCCCAAUCCUUGUCGUCAUGGAGGAAGGGUGGCAUGUAUGGAUAAACAGUUCUGUGGCCGGAAACUGGCAAAGAUACAACGGAAAUCACGGCUUCUUGAACACUCUUGAAAGCAUGCGGUCAAUCUUCAUCGCUUCUGGCCCCGCCUUCAAAGCAAACUACGCGUCUGAUGAUUUGCUGGAUGCCGUUGACGUGUACAACUUGAUGUGUCACCUCCUUUCAGUUAGCCCCGCCCGAAACAAUGGCACGUUUAGUCACGUGCAGCCUCUUUUGGCCAAUGAGGUGACUGGAACCACUCCUUUGGCGGGAAUAGAGACGACUUUUCAGAUGACGACAGGAUCAGGCAUUCGUGAAACUUUUUCUCCACUCCUCCUAUCGCUCGGUUUUACGAUAUUUUUAGCUUUUUAUAAUUAAUUGUAGAAUGCAACAAGUGAAUACACGUAGUAAAACGCUGAUUAAAUGUUUUAAACUCAUUUAUGUAUUUAUAACGAAUUGUUUAUAAUAUGACUUGAACAAGAGAUAGUUGAGAUCAUAUCGCAAAAUUAAUGCUCUCAUUUUCACCAGCGUAUUCUAUGUGCAAGUUAUAUAUGUCUUGACCACUGAAAUGUUCUUGUGGUCGAGUUGACGGACUCAUUAUUUGUAUAGAUAAAUAAUAAUGUAAAAAAACCGUAAGUGAAUGAACCUAACGAAUGAACGUGAUAAAGUGAACAGAUAUUACAUUUUCAUUAUGUGUAGAUAUCUAGGAUUAAACGAAGAAAAAGCAUUAGUCAAUAUUCUUAACAGACCAAUAACAGGGUAGCGUUGUCAGAUUUGACAACAUUCCUUGAUUUUGAUUGGCUGAGAAGCACUGUUACUAUGGUAACUGUCGGAUAAAUCAAGACUUGUAUAGGAUAAAACGUCCGACAAGUCCUUUCAUGAAACAUCCCCCUGAUAUCGAUGUAAACAGGUGUGGUAAUGACAAUGGUAUCAAUUCUAAUAAUGAUUAUGAUAUCAAAAAAAUUAUUAUAUUAAUAAUAAUCAUAAUCAUUACAAUAUUGAUGAUAAUAAUAAUAAUAACAACAGUUAUAAUAAUUUAAAUAUCGAUGAUGAUAAGUAAAGGCAUGAACUAUUAAUUGUCAGGUUUUGCAACCAAAAAAUAAAAAUCAGCAGUAUAUUGAAGGGAAUUCGAGGGACAUUGUUAUGGUGAAAAUUGUUAUACAAUUAUUGGAAAAAAUAAUGGUACUUUUGUGGAAAUGUUAGAUAGAGCCCCCCCCCCCCCCCCCACACACACACACACAUACACACUCACGCAAAAGAAAACCACACGCACGGCAUCGCAGAUAUCGAUUGUGCUUUAUUCCAUUGACAUAGCUUUCGUCUUAUAACUACAAUUAUGAAUAUUGAGCUUGGAAAGGUCAAUUUUCCUGUAAAAUUAAUUAAUCUGAUAUUCUUGCAUUAAAAGUGUAUAUUUUAAAAUCUGUUUACACUGUAAAAAA
Lytechinus pictus (painted urchin) is the source of this 4232-nucleotide messenger RNA. Its product is annotated as ectonucleotide pyrophosphatase/phosphodiesterase family member 5-like. Bases 1777 to 3171 code for a protein of 464 amino acids. The transcript has 5 exons. Lineage: Eukaryota; Metazoa; Echinodermata; Echinoidea; Temnopleuroida; Toxopneustidae. The record is from RefSeq and is a predicted model, not a curated record.